AUGGCUAUUCCUCCAAUUGAUGAAAACGGGUGGCGUUUAUAUGAUGGGGAGUUACAUAUCGUGUGGAUGACCACUCCUCCUGCGCCAGAUUCGCUGCUUGAGUGCAUCAACUGUGGUUGCAAGACUGGUUGCAAAACCCAACGUUGUUCAUGCAUGAAAGUUGCGUUACAAUGUACAGAUGUAUGCACUUGUGUGGGCAGCACCAAUGGAAAAGAUAGUGACGAACUGUCAGAGGUAGAGUAUGAUAUCGGGGACUGGCUAAACAGAGAGUUAUGAAAUGGAGAGUUAUCUCGGAGAGUUAAGAUUUCGGCGAGUUAUGUUCGAACCACGCCCAAACCACGCCCACUUUUCCCAACGACCACACCUAUUUUCUUAACUCUCUCGACGUUUCCUUGAACUAACAUGAGAGAGUUAUGUUUGACGUAACUCUCUCUCAUGAUUGUGGCAAUGAAGAGAGUUAUGUCAGUUUUUUGAAAAAAACUUUCACAUAUUAGUAAAUUUUUGUAAAUUUAUUUUUUUCUUUAGUACUUACCAAGUUCAUCUAUAUGUAAAUGUUUAUAUACAUGCUCACUUGGAUUAUCUAGCAAGACCAGCGUUCAGAUACAGCUCUCGUAUUAGAUAGAACCAGAAAACCUUUCCAAUGUAAUGCCCUAUUGGCUGAUCUGGGAAAGUAUUUCCAAAACCUGGAUUGCUGAAAGAUUCAAUUUUCUUAAUUUUCUUGCAACUAUGCUUACUGUAUUUACUGCCAAAUACACGUCAAAUCAUGCUUCUGGGGGUACCUUUGAAAUCAACUGUUGUUUCUAGAUAUCUGUAUGUAACCUAUAUGUUAAAAGGGCCCGCAGUAAUUGGUUUUAACUGUUGUGGUAUACCCGUCAUUUGUCACUUGUAUCAUUUUGUAUUUGUGUUGUAUGCAUGUCAUUCGUGUAAUUUUACCUGGCGAAGUUGAAUAAAUAAAUUAUCAUUUUUAUAACUCUCCGCGUUCAGGAUUACGGCAAUGAAUAGAGUUAAGUCAGUUUUUUGAGAAAACCUUAGUAAAGCUUGUUUCUUCAGGUUUUCAUCUUAUAUUUUGGUAUUUCAGUUUGUAGCGUGUCAAUAGCGUGUGUCCAAACAGGAAAUAUAACUUGAGUCGGUCAAAACAAUGAGAUGCUUGCAUCAGAAGGGUCAAAGGUACCCCCAGAAGCAUGAUUUGUCGUGUAUUUGGCAGUAAAUACGGUAAGCAUAGUUGCAAGAAAGUUGCUAGAAAAUUAAGAAAAUUGAAUCUUUCAGCAAUCCAGAUUUUGGAAAUACUUUCCCAGAUCAGCCAAUAGGGCAUUACAUUGGAAAGGUUUCCUGGUUCUAUCUAAUACGAGGGCUGUAUCUGAAUGCUGGUCUUGCUACAUAAUCCAAGUGAGCAUGUAUAUAAACAUUUACAUAUAGAUGAACUUGGUAAGUACUAAAGAAAAAAAUAAAUUUACAAAAAUUUACUAAUAUGUGAAAGUUUUUUUCAAAAAACUGACAUAACUCUCUUCAUUGCCGCAAUCAUGAGAGAGAGUUACGUCAAACAUAACUCUCUCAUGUUAGUUCAAGGAAACGUCGAGAGAGUUAAGAAAAUGGGUGUGUUCGUUGGGAAAAGUGGGCGUGGUUUGGGCGUGGUUCGAACAUAACUCGCCGAAAUCUUAACUCUCCGAGAUAACUCUCCAUUUAAUAACUCUCUGUUUAGCCAGUCCCCGAUAUCAUACUCUACCUCUGACAGUUCGUCACUAUCUUUUCCAAUGGUGCAGCCCACACAAGUGCAUACAUCUGUACAUUGUAACGCAACUUUCAUGCAUGAACAACGUUGGGUUUUGCAACCAGUCUUGCAACCACAGUUGAUGCACUCAAGCAACGAAUCUGGCGCAGGAGGAGUGGUCAUCCACACGAUAUGUAACUCCCCAUCAUAUAAACGCCACCCAUUUUCAUCAAUUGGAGGAAUAGCCAUUUCUGCGUCAAGUGAUUGGAGCCAAAUAGCUGCUUGAUAGUUUUCACGGCGUAUGUGUUGCAGCAAACUGUCGCACGUUGGCGGUAGUUGAUCAUCAGAGCACUUUUCCUGCUUGAAUAACGCGAAUCUACAUACUUUACUCAUGUAAACAUGUAACCGUAGUGAGUAUUUUUUGUUAAAGUUUAUCAAACGGUAUUUGGAGCAGCUCCAAUUCCAGACAAAUGAUAAUUGGAUAGAAAUAAGCCCCAGCGAGGAGGCUUAAUACAGAAGUUAUUGUCUUCACUGAAUACUGGGUUCAUUCAUAAUUAUAAUCUAGCAAAGUAUAUAAUCUAGCAAAGUAUAUAUAUAUAUAUAUAUAUAUAUAUAUAUAUAUAUAUAUAUAUAUAUAUAUAUAUAUAUAUAUAUAUAUAUAUAUAUAUAUAUAUAUUCCUAUAAAUACUUUUAUUUCUUAUAUUUUCGCAUAUGCACAUUAAUUAAAGAGGUAGAAAAUUGUAAUGAAACAGCUAGCCCUUUUUCAACUAAAUAGCGCAAAAUUGAUGGGAAGGGCCUGAAACGAGUUUGUUUAAUAUAUGUUACAUGAAGUAUCCAUGGAAAUGUCGGAAAAAAAUGGCGUCUUUCAAAUUUUUUAAAGACUCAUCGUUGUCGAAAUUCAAACGCAUGUAGCUAAAAAACUGCGACGUGUUGGAAGUGUAAACAAACAGAAAUGUGCUUGGUGAGUAAAAAUCUACAUAUUUUUGAUAUUGAAAACUAGUUGCGUUUGGUGAAUUCAAUUGCUGAACGAUAAUCGACCAGGGAAUACGGACUAUGACCAAAACACACAGCGAGCAAACCACGCAGCAAUCACACGCAAUCGUUUUCCACGCCCUUACGUAACCGGUCAUGCAUGUGAAAAUAUGCAGGACUGCUCAGUUGCCAAGGUAACAAAGCCAAUAACAUACGAGAAAAUUUAGCGAAAAUAUCGACCUAAAGACCACUGAUUCGUGUAAACAAAAUAAUAAAUAAAAUACUUAGGCAUAGAAGUGCAAAGAUAAAGUAUAAUUCUGUUGUAAACAAUAAUACGGAACUGAUUUUUAAACAUUUUUGGGGAAAUUUUUAGUCAUGCACUGCAUGACCUGCAUGACCGCUGGCUUCGCCACUGACUAGUUUGGCUGUUCUUUCAGCGUCGUGUGUCCAAAAUUCGUCAAAGAUUUGAUAAAGACCUUUCAAAAUACUAUAUUUGUUUGAUUUAUUUUCUGCCAUAAAGCAUAAAAGAAAAGAAAUUUGGAUUUGUUACGUGCGUUUGACCUUUAUAUUAUUAUCCCCCCCUGUUUAUGUGAACUUGCAACCAAUCAAAAUCUUAGGGCCUGAACUUCAGGUUAAAUCUACAGGCACGAUGAUUUAUAUUUGAAGUAUUCAAGCGCCAACAGCGGUAUAUAUUUAUUAUAUAGUUUUCUUUAUUUUUCUUCAUUUUAAAUACUACUACUGUAUUUCUGGACCGCUCGGCCCCUCCAGGUAAUGAAAAUUUAUAUUAAUACGUGCAAAAAAUUACCAGAACCCGCGCCCGCCUCACAAAAUGAACCAAUUUCAUUGCCCGACAUAUACAAGUGAUCUAUGGUCACAACCGCUAAUUACAGACGUCUGCAUGGUAUUUCUAUAAUUAUAUUGGAACGAAACAUUAUUUCUUUUUUUAAAGAAAUAUUUUCUUGUUUUAUCUCCGAAGAGAUUGUUUUUUUUUUAUCUCCGAAGAGAUUGUUUUGCUCUCCGAAGAGAUUGUUUUGAUCUCCGAAGAGAUUGACUACUUACCAGAUGAGGAUAAGUUUCCAUGUUGAUAGUAGAAAGGCGAGAAAAUAAGAGACUAAAGACAGCAAUUCAAGAUAUUCUCGAAUUCAAAAUGGCGAACACUUGACAACACGAGGCCAUCAGCCCGCCAUCUCUGCCCGUUCGCAGGUUAGGUGUGUGCAUGAUGUAAGCUAAUCGCCGAUUGGCUUUUAAACUAUAUAAGCUCGUCGCUGAAUGGCUAGGGAUACGGUAACAGUACGGUACGCUUGCGAUAACAAUAUAUCUGCUUCGCAGAUACAAAAAUUAUCGUGUUACCAUGACAACUACUUUAGAUACUUCAUGUUCGGAAAAUACAAUGGUUUUGUCAGCAAGGCGAGGGUUUCUGCAUGCAUGUAUUUUCUAGUACAGUAAAUAAGUAAAAUUGUACUAACCACUGGGCUUGUAAUUUCAUUCAAUAUAAUUUCCUGAAGUACCACACAUUUCAUUGUUUAAGGUUGGACCAGAUGAAUGUAUUAAGCUUUCAGACAUUGGCAUUAUCGGUCAGAAUGAAGUAACCAAGAGUAGUAUGGUUUAUGCAGCACCCGAAGUACUUCAGUCAUGCAAGUACAGCACCACUAGCGAUGUAUACAGUCUUGGUCUCGUGUUCUGGGAAAUGUGGUAUAGUAGCAAGGUUUUCUCGGAAAUUUUGCCACUUGAAAAGCGCGAAUUCAUGACAAAAGUCGUCGGUGGGUAUCGGCCACAACAACACGAAUGCAAGAUCACCUUGGCAAAAGUCCAAACUAUCAUUAACUACUGUUGGGCUGGAAAUGAAGAAAUGCGCAUCACGGCAUCACGAUGUUACAUUAAUCUCUUCGAUGUACUAAAGGAAUUCAGGGAAACUAAUAACCAUUAA
Molecule: messenger RNA, 4607 nt
Organism: Paramuricea clavata
Lineage: Eukaryota; Metazoa; Cnidaria; Anthozoa; Malacalcyonacea; Plexauridae
Source: the annotation of a GenBank genome assembly